AUGCCAAAUCCGGAGCGUUUUACGGAUUCGAUUUUUCCGAUCCAAGCAACCAACACGCAGCGUCGUUGUGGUGACGAGGCGGAGUACAACGAGGAGAGUACCUGGCCGUCCCCGGCGUCCGCUUCGCCCCGACGGACCACGACCUCAUCGAUCGUCCACUACCUCCGGCGGAAGCUGCGCGACGAGCCGCUCCCCACCGGCACCGGCCUCGUGAUCGGCUGCCGCGACGCCUACGCGGAGCACCCCAAGAAGCUCGUGACCAAACUUGGCGAGGGCAGCAACGGCGCCUGGUACCUCUUCUCGCCGCGGGACACGGGCGACGGCGAGGGCGAGGGCCACUGGAAGGCGGUCGAAGCGGAGGUCCUCGGUGGCGCCGAACAUGAGCGUAAUUCCUUUCGUUGGGCACGUGAGACGAUAUUUAUCUCGAUAUAUGUAGAGUGCAAAUAUAUAUUAUUACAGCAGACCCACUGCAAUUUGCUGUUACGUUCAAAUUAGAGACAGCUUCGAACG
Panicum virgatum (switchgrass) is the source of this 510-nucleotide messenger RNA. RefSeq lists its product as uncharacterized. The record is from RefSeq and is a predicted model, not a curated record. Gene Ontology annotation, molecular function: DNA binding. The transcript has 2 exons. NCBI's taxonomy places the organism in Eukaryota, Viridiplantae, Streptophyta, Magnoliopsida, Poales, Poaceae. Gene Ontology annotation, biological process: regulation of DNA-templated transcription. Bases 1 to 495 code for a protein of 164 amino acids.